CUUAAUCAACGAAAGAUGGAUCAGAACACCUCCUUGCUCGAAGCCAUCAUCUUACCUCAAGCCCGCUCUCUUCGCCCCGGUAAAGGCAAAGUAACCCUCUCACCCGGCAACACUUCACAAGUGGGUCAUUCGCACGACAUCUUCAUAGUGACUCUAGCAGAUGGCUCCAAAAUCAUCGCUCGUCAAAUCUGUUUCUUGGAUUCGCUGGCUGGGUUUCUGGUUGAGUUGUGGUCGAUCCCAGGUUUAGGGUGUGUUGGGGCAGAAACACCGAAUGUACCAUACUCGAAGUGGUUGCAAGACAUGCUUGACAGAGCUAUCAAGAGAUGCAUAACAGGCACCGGUAAAUGGGGCACUACACGCGAUUAUCUGGUUAUGAGGUCGAUGAUCGGCUACUACGCUUACGACUACGACUAUAUCGCUGAGUACGGAAUCGCACAUGGCGAUUUGCAUGCAAACAAUAUCAUGGUAAACGACUUGUUACAACUGACUGGGUAUGUGUCAAAUUGCAUACCACCCCACACAUUCAUCAAACAUCGCAAAUUCAUCACCACUGAUACACAAGACUCAACAGUNGUUGUCGACUGGGAUUGGGCUUUCGAAGCUCCUCUCCCAGCAAUCGUCCAAUUCCCAUGGUUCAUUGCCGAUGUACCUGGUUGGCAUAACGAUGGCACAAGUCCUGGAGAUUCCUUCCGCGAAAACAGAGAUUAUCUGGUGCAAACCUUGAGAAUUGCAGAGAUGUCCAAGACUGGAAGUGACAAGUUGUCUAUCUUGCUGGCUAGCGCGAGGGAGCGGCAGAUCUUCCAGUCGGCCAUCAAUUUUAGAGACAUACAUAAGGAGUUUGUCGCUGGGGAUCAGAGGUUCCAGGUUGCACGAAAAGAGGAUAUGAGACCUGAGCUGGAAGCUUUCUUGGUGAAGCAUCCAGAUCUGAGGGAUGCGUGUGAGGUUAAGCUGAUCAUGGCAUCGAUGCAAUGA
Aureobasidium musti is the source of this 972-nucleotide messenger RNA. Lineage: Eukaryota; Fungi; Ascomycota; Dothideomycetes; Dothideales; Saccotheciaceae. The record is from the annotation of a GenBank genome assembly.